GUCUCUCUGUGUCUCAAAAAUAAAUAAAUGUUAAAAAAAGAAAUUAAAAAAAAGAAGCAGUUACUAUCACAAUUUUACAGAGAAGAAUUCUUGGAGAGGUUAAAUAUUUUGGUUAAGAUUCUAGAUCAUCUAAGUGGGAUACGAAGAUUCAAAUUCAAAACACAAGAAUGCAAAUUUUUAAAAAUUUUUUUAAACGUUUAUUUUUGAGAGACAGAGUGAGAGCGGAAGAGGGGCAGAGAGAGAGAGGGAGACAGAAUCUGAAUCAGGCUUCAGGCUCAGAGCUGUCAGCACGGAGCCCAAUGCAGGGCUUGAACUCAGGAACUGUGAGAUCAUGACCUGAGCCAAAGUCAGAAGCUUAACUGGCUGACCCAUCCAGGUGCCCCAAACACAAAUUCUUAAGUUAGUUUUCUCAUGGCUUUGAGAAGGUAUUGCUUUCGAUACUGAAAAACUCUUACAAGAUACGUUUUCGCACUCUAAAGGUAUGCUUAUCAAAGUUUAAAGGGUUUAAAACUUGCCCCAUGUCACUUAGUAAGUGACAAGGCUGACAUUGAAAGUCCGACUUGGCUACUUCCAAAGCUUGUGUUUUUCCAGAUGUCUUCCAAGAGAGCAUCCUGUUUAUUAUCUCAUGGAUGCCGCUAAUGGUAAGUGAUGGUGUUCAGAAGUGACUCAAUAACUAGCAAUAAUCAUAAAGGCACAUUAUCAAAACUUCACAGUGUAACCUAUGUGCUUUGCAAAUAUUGUUAAAAUGAGAUUCUGACCAAUAAAAUGUCAGGAAAGCUAGUAUAAAUUGGGCAAGUGUGAAGGUAAGUUCAAAACUUGAUUUGGCAAUAUUCACCACGUCAGAUUCUUAUUCAGCAAGACGAAGGGCUCCAUUUUGACUUUUGUUUCUAUUUUCUGUCCUUCUUGCCAUCUCAGAAGUGAGGCUUGAGGAGUCUAUAGAAGCUCUGUGGACUAGAGUACAUAAAAGCAGUCAUCUAUACCUGUGCUGGCCCCAGGUAGAGAAGGCACCCGGAAGGAAUCCCUCAAAGUCAAGCAUGUAACGAAUACCUUGGAGGCUGCUGGUCAUGGAGCAGUGGUAGCCAGUACAACAGAAGGUGAACUUGGACUUGGCUCCUCAUUGGCUGCAGGACACAGGUUGUUGUCACUCCUUCUCUCCGCUCUGAUGUUUCCUCUCCUGCAGAUCCAGGAAGGUGGAGAUGACUAAGUUCUCCCCAGAAUGUCUAAUCUUUCCGAAGCCAGACCAACAUUUAAAGAAAAUGAUGUGCAGGACUCAAUUUCCUUUAAAAACACCCAGUGCACGUCCCCAAGUGCAGAACUUGGCUACAACCUUCCUUCUUUGUCGAGACUCUCUUCCGUACAGCUGAGAGAAGAAACUACUUCUAACUUCCAGAUGAGCACGAAUGAAGUUUUGGAGGAAAGCCUGGUGCAACACUUUCCGCAGGUGGAUUCCUCAGGAGAGAAGAGACUUCAGGAUGAACAGCUGCUAAGGGCUUUGGGGCUCAAAGAAGCUUUGGGGCUCUUGUCAGGACAAGACUUACAGACAUUGUGCUGCACUGAUGGCUUUUCCGUGACUGAUUUGCACGCUCUUUGUUAAGACAAGAGUAGAUGCGCGAUGAAGGUAGAGCUUUGAGCAUGCGCUUAAUCACGGUGUUUUACUGCUCAGUACAACACUUGCAUUGUGUUAUGAAAAUAAUAGCUUUGGGCUAAGCAAUCUUUCUUUCCUAAAAGUUGUGGAUCAAUAGUUAAAACCACAAUGAAGUGUAUUUUCUCUCUUUGCCAAAGUGAAUGCACUGUUCUUUUCAAAUUUUAACUAAUCUUUUGAAAUUUUAAAUGCCGUGCAAAAUUGCAGUUAAAAUGCCAUAAACCAAGCUCACUGUGAUUUUCUUCUUGUAAAAAAUUUUAAAAUAACUUUAAAACAGUAAGCAGAUUAUGCUGAUGGUAGGAAAAUGUUAAAAAAUAGGCAUAAAAAGAAAAUAAAAAUCAACUCUUACCUCAUCAUCCAGAAAUAACUAUCCACUCUUAACUUUUGGGUUGCUGUAUAUUAUUAACUGAGAAUUUAAACAUUGUUUCGUGGUCAAGUAUAAGAAUCUAAACAAAGUACUUUUUCUCAAAACAUCUUUAAGUGCUCAAUAAAUGUUUCCUAAUAUGCAGCCCUUCUACUUGAGGAUAGCUGGAGACAUAUGUGUAUCAGUUAGAUCUCCCUAAAACCCAGAGAAUAUUUGAGUAAUGAGCUCCUUCCUAUAGUCUGGGCUGCUUUGGUUUUGCCUUCCUACUGCUGAGAUAAAAGGACAUUGUGUUGGGGCACCUGGGUGGCUCAGUCGGUUGAACCUGCGACUUCCGCUCAGGUCAUCAGGUCAUGAUCUGACAGUCGGUGAGUUGGAGCCUUGCAUCAAGCUCGCUGCUGUCAGCUCAGAGCCUUGAACCUGCUUAGGAUUCUGUGUGUCUCUUUCUCUCUCUCUGCCCCCCUCCUUGUGUUCUCUCUCUCUCAAAAGAUAAAUAAAAAUAAACAUUUUUUUAAAAAAGGACAUUGUAUUCUCCUUCUAGAAAUUAAGAAACUGAGACCUGUAUAGCCAAAUCUCGUGACACAAUUGGAUGUUUUUACAGACAGACAAAGUAAGGAAAUCACGAAACUAUGUUUUCAUUUCUAAGUCUGACAUUCAACUCCCCAGUGGUUUGUAACAAUACACUCUCUGUUCAUCUGUGGUGCUGGUCUUAUUACUACUACAGUCUGUAUUUGAAAUCUAUCUACUACAUUCUGGGCACUUAAACUGUCAAAGCCUUGUGCAUGGCAUUUAAACAUUUUAACACAUUUGUUGCAGGAAACCUAUGAGUGUGGACAGUACAUUUCAUCACCAUUUUGCAGAUAAAGAAACUAAAGCUCAGUGGAAUCAGGUAAACAUGUCCUAAGUCACAGGCAGCUAAGGAGGGUGGUGUUACUGGAUUCAAACUUAGGCUGCUUAGCACGAAGGCAGUCACAUCAAACUGUACUGGUGGUCAAUGUAUUCUUCACCACCAGGAACUCCCCGGGUGUUUUUGUUCGUUUGGUUUUUGGGUUUGCGAUGUGUGUGUGUGUGUGUGUGUGUGUGCGUGUCACUGGAAGAAUGUCCAUUGAUGAAGUGGUGAAAAUCAUAUUAAGUCUCAGUCUUUGAAUACAUGCCUUUUCAAUACGGGUGGGUGUGAAAUGGGGAGACUGCAUGAAGUGCUUUUGCAGCAUACUGGAGUGUGAUGGUGAUCUCAUGGUAAAGCACUUACCUGAUUGAAUUGUGAACUUAAACUAGCUGCUUUUCCCGUGAAGCAUCUUUUUUCUUUUUUUUAAGAAAGACUGAAAAACUGUAGUUAUUCAGAUAUGGUAUUUGAAAUUAAACAAAAAAAUGUGAAAAUGAACAAAAUGAGCCUCACUUCAAGAAAAACAAUUGACAAUAUUUAUUGCUGAUGAUAAAAUUCAAGCUUCCAAGCAAUUUUAAAAAACUUUUAUCCUCUACCAUGGGCACCAGUGGUGAUAUUAAUGAAUUUUACUUUUUGAUAUCGUGUAGUGAAAUGCGUUAACAUUUGGGAGAUCUGCAUAACUCAGUGAACCAAUAUUUUCCAAAUGAUGGAUGCAUGAUAUUACAAAAUCAUGAGUGGGGAAAAGACCCAUUUAAUGUGUAAAAUAAAGAUUUUAAUCUAACGGUACAAAAAUUCAUUGAUGUGAUUUCAGAUUCUACAUUGCAACUAACCUUUAGUAAACAGCUACUUGUCAAGUUUUGGUAUAAUAUUAAAAAAGAAUAUCAAAAUGAUCUAAAAAGAUAAUUUCAUUAAAUAAAAUUGAAAUCAUCUUAAAUUAAUGAAACAAAAUAGUCUUUUAAAAUAACCUUCCCUUUUUCAACUAAAUAUCUGGAUUUUCUGUGAGGCUGGACUUUUCUUUUCGUAUAUUCAAUCAACAUAACACACAGUAACAGACUGAAUGCAGAAGCUGAUAAGAGAAUUGUGCUGUAUUUUAUAAAGGCAGUCCUUAGAGACUUGUAAAAAUAUAAAACAGGGUCACUCUUCAACAUAUGUAUUUUGUUUUGUGAAAAUAGAUAUUUUUCAUAAAAUGUUACUGUGUUAAUAUGUGGUAGGUUUAUUAUUUUUAAAUGAGUUAAUAAAUAUUUUUAAGUUUCUGUUUUAAAUUCCAGUAUGAUAAAUCUGGAUAAAUUCAACCCACAUAAACAAAAGCCUUUGAAGUUCUUAAUAAUUUUUAAGAGUAUAAAGAGUUCUGAGACCAAAAAGUUUGAGAGUUCCUAUUCUAGAACAUGUAUGUUUUUAGAUUUCAUCAAUAGAUAUUCAAGUUGUUUGCAGUAGUUGCCAUUAUAAAUAAAGAUGAAGUAAACAGCCUUGUUCAUGUACCCUUACAUACUGACACUUUUACUUUAACGGGAUAGCUUAUCAAGUUGCUAAGAAAAAAGGCAUGUUUAUUUUUUCAGGAUAUUUGUAGUAGUUACUAUUUAUUUGAUAUAUACUUAUAGUUAUUUAAAAUGUAUCUAUAUAAUUUAAGUACAUGGAGAAACAAAAAAGAAAAAUGAGACCUACUCUCUUCACUUAAAUAAAUCCCAUAGUCAGGAUGGGUGAAAAAUAUAUGUAUCAAGUUAGGAAAUGCAAAUAAUCCAGAGAAGUGUGAAAUAAAACAAAACUUCAUUGCCUUCCAUUUGGUUCUAAAGUAAUAGUAUAACCCUUAUGAAGAGUUUCUUAUAAUUUCUGCCAGAAAAGAAAUGUUUAUAUUGACUUUAUAUAGUAUAGCUACAAAUACAGUUAGAUAGCUUGCUCUAUAUCUGUGUCUAUCUCUCAUCUAUCUACCUACCUAUCUGCCUAUCAAUCUAUCUAUAGCAGAGAUUUUUAGCUGUCCUCCAAAAUUUCUCCUCUUCCUUUUGGUCACACAGCUAGACUACAUCUUGGUCUCCUUUGCAGGUAUAUGUGGUCACGUGACUAAUUUUGGCCAAUUAAAUGUGAGUAGUAGUGAUAUGUGCCACUCCAAGACUAGCCCUUAAAAUCAUUCAUACUAUUCCUCAACUUAGCAAGUAAUAGCCUUUGAGUUAUUUUAUGUAUUUACAUUUAAAAAAUUUUUCGUUUUAUUUUUCAUUUUUUUUGAGAAAGUGUGCAAGCAGGGGAAAGGGAGAGAGAGAAUCCACCCAGCAUGGAGCCUCACAUGGAGCCCCACCUGAGCUGAAAUCAAGAGUCAGGCGCUUAACCAAAUGAACCACCCAGGCACCCAGUUGUUUGAUGUUUGAUUCUUUUUUUUUUUUUUACAGGAAUUAACCUA
Messenger RNA from Acinonyx jubatus (cheetah), 5275 nucleotides. It is a transcript of the gene INSL5, whose product is annotated as insulin like 5. The record is from RefSeq and is a predicted model, not a curated record. NCBI's taxonomy places the organism in Eukaryota, Metazoa, Chordata, Mammalia, Carnivora, Felidae.